AUGUCGCAAACCCCUCACACCUAUCCCCCUCAAGCCCCCGAUCCAAUUGCGGCUCACGUAGAACGGACUGUCCAAGCAGAAAUUGUGAAGAUACAACAACAGUAUGCACAGCUGCGAGAAGCCGAACAACAGGAGAAAGCCCAGCGCGAAGCAGCUUUCCGAGAAGAGCUGGCCCAGCGCGAAUUAGCUUUCAAUGCAGAGCGGGAGCGGAUAGCAGCUGAGCAAGCUCGACAGUACGAAGCCAUGCGUGCGGAGGCUGCGCGUGUCACUGCUGCAUAUCAGGCUGAAAUAGACAACUUGCGGAGUCAGCUCGCGGCGACGGAGAUACAUGAGGAUGAGGACGCUCUGAGACGGCUGGCCCAACUCGUCGUCCGAGGUUUUACCGGAAUUAUGUAA
Molecule: messenger RNA, 396 nt
Organism: Gloeophyllum trabeum ATCC 11539
Lineage: Eukaryota; Fungi; Basidiomycota; Agaricomycetes; Gloeophyllales; Gloeophyllaceae
Exons: 2
Coding region: 1-396 (131 amino acids)
Source: RefSeq, a predicted model, not a curated record